AUGACCGCUUCCGCGCUUCGUAAGGCGACUUCCAAACUGCACAACUCGAUCGGCGUUGUUUCCGUUGAGCGAAAAGAGGCUGACAAACCAAUCACCAGCGAAGAAUUGGCCAUGCACUCGCCAACUCGUCCGAUUUCACCAGAAAGGUCUACGUGCAUCGCAAAGUCGCGCUCACUGACCGACACCGUCUGCUCUUUGCCUGACCAGGACGGUAAACUGAUCAGUACGGCGGUGAUCAGCGGUUCCUUCUCGGUCGCUCCUGACCAGAGCGAUAUAGCAGAUCCGGCAUUGAUAUUUACAGCCGUUGUAUCGAGAGGCGCCAGUGCACCAGAUUUACGAGUUCCCGCGAACUUUAACGAAAAUUCACCGGACCUGAGCGAUAUGACCUUUGCCGUACCUCCUUUGCGCUCAUUGGAAACGCUGCAUAACCAGCUGAGUUUGAGACAAGUUACUGACUUUUUCGAUCACAUAAUGACGGUUAAAACUCCGGUACCGUCGCCACCUCAUUCGCUUUGGCACCGACCGUUGUCUUCAACAUCGCGAGAAAUGACUUUAUACUAA
This is a messenger RNA of Soboliphyme baturini, 561 nucleotides long. The record is from the annotation of a GenBank genome assembly. NCBI's taxonomy places the organism in Eukaryota, Metazoa, Nematoda, Enoplea, Dioctophymatida, Soboliphymatidae.